AGGAAAUAAAUGCAAGGUUUCAACAACGCAUUACCUUAUAGACCAAGGUUUGGUGGUGGUGGUGCACCACACAUGGCUAUGAAUGAAGCACCUUCAAAGUUCGCAACUGUGCAUUCACCUGAUGGUGGAAUAACAUCACCGAAUGCAUUAGCUCAGAUGUCAAUUGAUGCACAGAAUCAAUCUAACGGUAGUCAGCAAAAACCAGCUGAUUACGUUUACUUUAAGAGAGAACCACAGUUGUUUUCUAGAGAAGCAGUACCACGUGCAACUGCAGCGAAAAUGCGUUUAGAGCAACAUUAUAAGUUGGCAGUUGAGCACGCUAUAGAGCGUAAUCAAAGACGUAUUGAAACUGAGAAGAAACAUUCAUUAAAACCUGGCAUAGCUCCAUACGAAUUGUCGCAAAUACAACAACGUCGCCAAGUCGCCUUCGAGCGCCUUGGUGAAAAGGAGACCAGCUUUGUUCGCUUGAGAAGAACAAAGAUUGGCUUAGAUGAUUUCAAGACCGUAAAGGUUAUCGGUAAAGGUGCCUUCGGUGAAGUUAGACUCGUACAGAAGAGAGACACUGGUAAAAUUUACGCAAUGAAAACUCUCUUGAAAAGUGAAAUGUUCAAGAAAGAUCAAUUAGCACACGUACGUGCUGAAAGAGAUGUACUUGCAGAGAACAAAUCGCCUUGGGUUGUCAACCUUUACUAUUCAUUCCAAGAUGCUAAAUACCUUUACUUACUCAUGGAGUUCCUUCCAGGUGGUGAUUUGAUGACCAUGUUGAUUAAGUAUGAUACUUUCUCAGAAGAUGUUACUAGAUUUUAUAUCGCUGAAUGUGUGUUGGCAAUUGAGGCAGUACACACACUUGGUUUCGUACACCGUGAUAUCAAGCCAGACAAUAUAUUAAUUGAUAAGAAGGGACAUGUAAAACUUACAGAUUUCGGUUUAUCAACUGGAUUCCAUAAGAAGCACAGCGCGCAAUAUUACCAAAGACUUCUAGAUCAAGGUGUUGAAUCAGGUCAACAAAAGAAAGAAAGGAAUUCGGUAGCUAUCGAUAAGAUUAACCUUACAAUGUCUAGACAUGAUCAAAUACAAACUUGGAAAACAAAUAGGAGGAAAUUAGCAUACUCAACAGUUGGUACACCAGAUUAUAUUGCUCCAGAGAUUUUCCUUCAACAAGGAUAUAAUCAUAGUUGCGAUUGGUGGAGUUUAGGUGCAAUUAUGUUUGAAUGUUUAGUUGGAUACCCACCAUUUUGUUCAGAGAAUGCGCAUGAAACUUAUAGAAAAAUUAUUGCAUGGAGAGAACACUUAUACUUCCCAGACGAUAUACAAUUAUCAUUCGAAGCUGAGGAUCUAAUUAGAAGGUUAUUGUGUGCACCUGAAUAUAGAUUAGGAAGAAAUUCAGCUGCAGAAAUCAAGCAACAUCCAUUCUUUGCUGGUGUUGAUUGGUCAUGCAUUAGACAUAUUGAUGCACCAUUCGUGCCACAUUUAAGAUCUAUCACUGAUACAUCAUACUUCCCAACAGAUGAGUUGGAAGCUGUCCCAGAGACACCAGCAGGUGCAGACGUGACUGGUGACAGCAAGGAUUUAGCAUUCAUGGGAUACACGUUCAGGAGAAUGACGAUGAAUGAUUUCUAAGACAAGAACGAAAUGGAACAGUUUUACUAGCAAAUAUUAAAUCAAAUUGUAACAUACUAAGGCAUAUAAAUAAAUAAUUGAAAUCG
Molecule: messenger RNA, 1706 nt
Organism: Wallemia mellicola CBS 633.66
Lineage: Eukaryota; Fungi; Basidiomycota; Wallemiomycetes; Wallemiales; Wallemiaceae
Gene: Orb6
Product: kinase-like protein
Exons: 4
Coding region: 10-1620 (536 amino acids)
Biological process (GO): peptidyl-serine phosphorylation; intracellular signal transduction
Molecular function (GO): protein serine/threonine kinase activity; ATP binding
Source: RefSeq, a predicted model, not a curated record